UCCUGCCGGCCACCCCGGGACCGCAGCCACGUCUGAAAGCGCCUCAUUGUGUGCGCUCCGGGCGAGCAGCACCGGGCAGCUCCGAGGGUUGUGGGCUGGCGCACAGGGAGUAGAGGGUGCGGGCGGCAGUGCCAGGCUCCGGAGGGGACUCUGCGUCGGGUGCCUCCCUUUGGUAGCCCCAGGACACCCCCACCCUCCACAUCGCAUUCUGGGACGCCUGCCCUGUUCCCAGAUUCGCUCUGCCUCGAGUCUCCGGGAGCUUCCAGUGGCUUGGUUCCCCGACUCCCAUCCGUGCCUCUUAGAGCCCCUUUCCUGGCGUCACCGGGUGCCCAGUCAUAGUCUUGGGGCCUUAAGGAGCAAGUCAGCCCUGCAGACCCUUCAUUGAAGAGAAAGAGCUGGCUGUGCGGUGGAAUUUGGAAGAGACGAAGUCUAGGAGCCUUUGCUGAGCCCAGAGAGAGAGGCGUCCCACUCCCUGCCGCGGCAGGUCGGGCAGAGACGCCAAGCUUUGGGGUGCUGAGGACCCUCCAAGCAUCUCCCAUGAAGUUGUGAUCAGCAUUGCAGCACUACCAGCAGCCCUGGGUGGUGGCCCCCGGCAGUCAGCAUGUGGCUGCCACGCGUCUCCAGCACAGCAGUGACUGCACUCCUCCUGGCGCAGACCUUCCUCCUCCUCUUUCUGAUCUCCCGGCCAGGGCCCUCACCCAGAGCGUGCGGUGAGGAGCGCGUGCACGUGCUAGUGCUGUCUUCGUGGCGCUCGGGCUCGUCCUUUGUGGGCCAGCUCUUCAGCCAGCACCCCGACGUCUUCUACCUGAUGGAGCCUGCGUGGCACGUGUGGACCACCCUGUCACAGGGCAGCGCCGCAACGCUGCACAUGGCCGUGCGCGACCUGGUGCGCUCUGUCUUCUUGUGUGACAUGGACGUGUUUGAUGCCUAUCUGCCUUGGCGACGCAACCUGUCCGACCUCUUCCAGUGGGCCGUGAGCCGCGCACUGUGCUCGCCACCCGCCUGCAGCGCCUUCCCCCGAGGCGCCAUCAGCAGUGAGGCGGUGUGCAAGCCACUGUGCGCGCGGAGGCCCUUCAGCCUGGCCCAGGAGGCCUGCCGCUCCUACAGCCACGUGGUGCUCAAGGAGGUGCGCUUUUUCAACCUGCAGGUGCUCUACCCGCUUCUCAGCGACCCGGCGCUCAACCUGCACAUCGUGCACCUGGUGCGCGACCCGCGGGCUGUGUUGCGCUCCCGGGAGGCGGCGGCCAAGGCUCUGGCGCGUGACAAUGGCAUCGUGCUGGGCACCAAUGGCACAUGGGUGGAGGCCGACCCUGGCCUGCGCGUGGUGCGUGAGGUGUGCCGUAGCCACGUCCGCAUCGCUGAGGCCGCCACACUCAAGCCGCCACCCUUCCUGCGCGGCCGCUACCGCCUGGUGCGCUUCGAGGACCUGGCGCGGGAGCCACUGGCAGAGAUCCGGGCACUCUACGCCUUCACCGGCCUAAGUCUCACGCCACAGCUCGAGGCCUGGAUCCACAACAUCACCCACGGAUCCGGACCUGGUGCGCGCCGCGAAGCCUUCAAGACUUCGUCCAGGAAUGCGCUCAAUGUCUCCCAGGCCUGGCGCCACACGCUGCCCUUCGCCAAGAUCCGCCGCGUGCAGGAACUGUGCACUGGUGCUCUGCAGCUGCUGGGCUACCGGCCUUUGUACUCUGAGGCUGAGCAACGCGACCUUGCCCUGGAUCUGGUGCUGCCACGAGGCCUGAACAGCUUCAGCUGGGCGUCGUCCACGGCCUCACACCCCCGGCAUUAGUGGAGGCUACAGUUAUAGAGGUCACCAGGCCUGGAGAGGGGAGUGCAUUGUGCAGAGGUGGCUGGGGUGCACGGAGAAGCAGGUCCCUAUAUUGACCAAGGAGUUCGUGGUCCCCCCAUGAAGUAGGCAAGGACUGCCUGUUUCUUUCCAGAUUCUCAGUUUUUCUUUUUUCUUUUUUUUCUUUUUCUU
Messenger RNA from Saimiri boliviensis boliviensis (Bolivian squirrel monkey), 1978 nucleotides. RefSeq names its product carbohydrate sulfotransferase 6. Lineage: Eukaryota; Metazoa; Chordata; Mammalia; Primates; Cebidae. Gene Ontology annotation, biological process: carbohydrate metabolic process; N-acetylglucosamine metabolic process; keratan sulfate proteoglycan biosynthetic process. The record is from RefSeq and is a predicted model, not a curated record. Gene Ontology annotation, cellular component: Golgi membrane. Gene Ontology annotation, molecular function: N-acetylglucosamine 6-O-sulfotransferase activity.